AUGCCUGAAAUGACAGAAACCAACUCUCCAAUCCGCUACCCAAUCUCUGCUACUCUCCCCCCACAAUCCCGCCCCUCAGCAUAUACCCCCUCCUCCCUGUCCUCACCACCCGUCCUACCCCCCUCUGCGACCCUCACCGACGAGCCUCCACCUCCACCAUACACCACCACUCCCUCCCUCCAAGUCUCCGCCGCCGCCUCAGCCUCAGCACCCAACCCAGGUUUCUGCAUCCUCGCCUUCAGCGAGAGACACGCCAAUCGAACACCGGGCGGCGGGAUGACUGCCGCCCAGUACUUCGCUCCAUGUCCUGCCUGCGGAAUCGUCGUCGACGACGAGAUUCCAGGGACGUACAAGGAGUCCUGGCGUGAGUGGGUAGAUCCAAGCGUGAAUUUUCGGUGGGAGAGUCAUGUUGCGCCGAGUGCGAAUGCGGCGCGGGAGAAUGCGGAGAAGGUGAAAGCUGGGGAGGAGGUGGUGAGUGUGGAGAGAUUAGCCUGCUGGAUUUGCUGGGAGUAUGAGGAGAGGUGGGUGGGAUUGAUGGCGCCUGAGGAGUGGUAUCUUCAUCAGCGACGCCAUUUUAAGGACGAGGGCUUUAGGGUUUGUGUUGGGAAGACGGGGGGGAUGCAGAGGAGGAGGAAUUGUAUGGUGAAGAAUUGUCCAAAGAUUCAUUCUUGA
This is a messenger RNA of Hymenoscyphus albidus, 672 nucleotides long. The record is from the annotation of a GenBank genome assembly. Lineage: Eukaryota; Fungi; Ascomycota; Leotiomycetes; Helotiales; Helotiaceae.